Leptomonas pyrrhocoris is the source of this 5566-nucleotide messenger RNA. RefSeq lists its product as hypothetical. The transcript has a single exon. Bases 443 to 5566 code for a protein of 1707 amino acids. Lineage: Eukaryota; Euglenozoa; Kinetoplastea; Trypanosomatida; Trypanosomatidae. The record is from RefSeq and is a predicted model, not a curated record.
GAAAUUUAAAAGGGUAAUAAUAUAUAUAUAUAUAUAUGUAUUUAGAAAGCAGUCUUUUGCUGUUGCGAAACGAGUUUGCUUUUGGAAUGAAACUGUGCCGUCGGCGUAUGUUUUGCGCAAGGAGAUCUUCUCUCUUUCUCUGUCCUCCCUCUUGCAAAUGACCUUCCUCACUUUCUUUGCCUUCUCGACGCGUGCUGCUCACUCACCUGUGGACCCAUAACAACUAAACCCCUCUUCUUCUUGUUUCUGAUCCUAAUGAGCAGCGAGGGAAAGGAACGGAAAAGAGAAAUUUCUCUCUUGUAAAGCAGAGAUUAAUCGCAAAGAGUAUUCCAAGAUUACGUGUGGUGCCGUGACGCGUUACGCGUCUAAUUUGCGUUCUUCCAAAAUAAUACACUUACACAGCAGAAAAGAGAAACAACGCUGUUGUCUUUGUUGUUGCGUCAUGACGGAGCGGUCGAAAAUGAAGGAGCGUCGUGGCGAGCGUCAGCACGCGUUGGGCAUCGACUGUGUUGAUCGGCUGAUCUGGAAAGAAUGGACCCCUGGCUGCGAAUACACUCGUAAAAUCCUGGUGAAGAACGUCGACCGCGCAUCCCAAACCAUUAAGAUUUCGCUGCCGGUGCACAGGAAGAUCCUGCUGACGUCGUUUCCAGAGCCCGUCACGCUGAGCAGCGGCGUCUCGCACGAGAUCAGCAUUACCUUUAAACCGGCGGAGCUGGUGGAGCUGCACGAUGCCAUCACCAUCACGGUGGAAGGCAGGGGAUCCUUUCAAGUUCUCCUUGACUGCCUGACGCCCUACGCGAAGUUGUCCAUGCCAUCCAGCUACGAUUUCGAUUACUGCGCGAUUGGCUCUACGGGUCACGCAGAGGUGCAGCUGCGCAACAGCGGGACGGCACCUGUAGAGUUUACCUGGGAAGCUCCCGCGCCGUUUUGCAUUCUCCCGAAGCACGCCGUACUGGAUCAAGGCGAGGUAAUGCAUCUCACUCUCCUCUUCACGCCAACGGACGCGUGCACGAUGGUGGGGCAGGCGGUCUGUCGACUCACCGGUAUGGACGAGGUGAUCGCCACCCUCAAGGUGUCCGGCGUCGGCAAGUAUCCUUUUAUUUGUUUUCAAGAUCAGGACGAGCAGAAUGACGGCGGCAGCAACGAUACCUUGAUCGUGAAGAUGGAAGGCAAGAUGAAUGGAUCGGUGUCCACGAAAGAGGUCCGCCUGUGCAACCCAUCCGCGGUGCCCGCCACGGUGCGGCUGCGACGCUCUGACGACGGCAUCGCCUCAGCUUUUUUUGUUACAGUGGAAGGCGCGGCAGACGGCGUGACCAGAUCCGGCGAGCCGUUUGUCGUUCCCCGUGGCGCGACGCAAACCUUACGCAUUCACUACACCCCCGGCAGCGCUGGCGUGCUGCAGUCGAGCGUGUUUCAGAUCGACUGUCUCGAGGGCAACACGCUUCAAUUAGAGCUCAGCGGCACCACCAGCGGUCCGCGCGUCACGACAUCGCUGAGCAGCGUCGACUUUGGCGCGGUGGACUUAGAGCACCUUCCCACGAAAAAGCAACGGACGCGACACAUCACGCUGCGCAACACAUCGGCGAUCGACGCGUCAUUUGCCUGGGUGAACACGUCGCCUGGAGCGGCAUUUCUGGUGCAGCCGCAGCACGGCACGGUGCCCGCGCAGUCGAUGACGCAGGUGGCCGUGACCUUUCAGCCGUCGCACCCUAUUCUGUAUUACCGCCGUCUGCACCUCCUCGUCGAGGGCGCCACGGACGUCGCGGGCGUAGACGUGUUCGGUGGGGCCUACAAUAGCACCGUACGCCCACCGGCGCUGCAUCUUGCUGACGUGGAGGCGGCGCUGCUGCGGGCAGAGCGAGGACUCGGUCUUCUGACCCCGACGGAGCUGGAGAACAUCGCCGCCGUAGCAGCCGCAGAGGACGACAGCGACGGCAACGGCGGCAACGACGUUUCAGAGAAUGUGGCACUUCGAUCGCGGCCAACACCGCAUCGGCCCGUGGCGGCGACAACGCUGGAGGCGUGGCGGCGCGUGGAAGAAGACGUGCGUGGUACGAGUGUUGUUAUGCGCGGGGCGAAGCACAAAUGCCGCAGCCCACUCAACACGCUGGAGGCCAUCAACGGGCACGUGGCGGUCAACAACCCUUUCGGGCUCGACGCCCACCAGCUGUACACCUUUACGCCGAGGCACAACAGCAACGUUCAACGUGGCAGCACGAACGACGGCCGAGGACAGAUAGUCACCGUCAUGAAUACAUCUGAUGUGUCGGCCGUAGCGACGUGGAGCGUGCCGGGGCCCUCCUGUCCGUAUUCGGUGACACCCGCGCAGCAGGUGAUUGACCCCAACAGCUCCGCCACUUUUCAGCUGCAAUGCAACCUCAGCAGCGCGGAUGAUUACGCCGCACUCUGUACGCUGGAAUGUUACGUGAAUUUCGAAUCAAUGUCCGCUUUUUACCUCGCCCCCGACAACUGUGUCGUUCCGCCAUGCUGUUUUACAGUGACGUGCACGACAUCCAGCGGUGUCGCUUCCAGUCUUCCAAAACAGGCGCAGGCAACCGUUGCAUCGCAGAUUCGCGCAGCCCAGCAAGUGUGCCUGCCAGCGUGUCGCCUCGGUGGGUCUUCUUAUCAGGUCAUCACGUUGCACAACAAAGGGGCGACGGCCGCGCGGUAUGAAGUGAACGCGCUGCAGUUGAAGCAGGUGAGUGCGGUGGUGCUGCCGCCAGACACCACUCUGAUGGACCCGCCGGCAUCUCAGCAGGACACCGACGUGGACGGCACCGCGUUUUCAGUGUUUCCGCCGGUCGGGGUGGUGCCGCCACGCGCGCGUCAGCUUCUCGUCGUGAAGUUUCGCCCCAGUGAGGCGGCCCGCUACGAGGCAGCCGCGACGCUGUCGUGGAACUCAAGUACGCGAGCCACCGAGGCGGCCGCCAGCCCCACACCUGGCGAUGCCACCGCCAUCACCUUGUUCGGUGAAGUUUGUCUGCCACAGCUGCAGUGGCGAAACGCGUGCGACACAGCCGCCUCGGAAGUGGUGUUUCCGCCCAGCUGCAUCACCGGCGAAGCGCAGCAGCAGGCGUGGGUGCGCAACACCACGGCGCUGCCCGUCUCCUUCCGCUUCGACACCUCCGUCGGCCUUUUAGGGGUGCUGCGCAUGGAGCCGGAGUGGGCGGUGGUGCCGGGCGGAGCGCGGCUGCCCGUCACGCUCUUCUUCAGCCCCCAGCACCCACGCGUCUUCUCCGGCUUUCUCCAGCUCUACCUGGAGGACGGCGCGACCGACGCGGUGAAUCGUCAACUUUACCGGCAAAAGCUGCCCUUUUACGGCGAGGGCGCGUACGCGGACGUGGAGGUCGAGCCGCGCGUCAUCGACGUCGGCGAGGCCCCGGACACACAGGAACAGCAGGCAACCCUCACCCUGUACAACAGCGGCAUCUGCGACGUGCAGUACGACGUGCGUGCGAUGCGCAUCGAUGCCGCUGCCUCGCAGCAGUCUGUCAUUGUGCCACGCCUGCACAACAGUCGGGGAGUGUUGCCGGCGCGCACGCACACGACGGUGCUCGCGGCAGGGCAGCCGACGCCUGGCCUCACCGAGUUUGUCCUCUACGCAGUGAUCAGCGGACUCUCCACCGACCUGGGUGAGGUGCCGGACGCAGAGUCCGUCGCAGAGGCCGAGCGACAUCCGCACUGUCGCUGGAGUCUGCGUGCCGCACACCCGGCGGUGCAGGUUGUGAAUGUGAAAUUCCCUGGCGUGGCGCGGCCGCUCGCGUGGCAGCAGCUGAACCUCAACGCGGUCAACGCCCAACUUGCCGCGGUCAACGACGCUGACGCCGGCGCCGACGUCUUCUCCUUCCAGCACUACGUGAGUGGUCUGGUGCCUCUCACGAUGGACCUCGGCGUGGCCCACGAGAUGACGCCUGCCGUCUGCCUGACCGUCACCCUGCAGAACACCGGCGACUGCCCUUCCCCCUUCUCCCUCAUGUUUCCCACGCAGCACGACGCCAACACCGAGCAUUGGUGCCUCGAGAACACCGAGUUGGCGGACCUGCAGUACAUCGUGGACCGCGGCAUCAUCGCCGUCACGCCCUCGCAGGGCGUCAUUAAUGUCGGCGGCACGGUGCAGCUGCAAAUCGCCUACACGCACGAGGAGGUCGGUGUGCACCGCCUGCCGAUGCUCCUACGUGUCGGUGCGGGGGAGCGUCGUGUCGCCGUGGUGUUGGAGGGCCGUACGCUGCCGCCGGAGGUACAGGUGCUCAACUUCCACCACGAAAAGGUCUACGAGCUGCUGCCCGUCGCCCUGGGCGAUAUGGAGCCGCCGCUGCAGUACGUCACCGUGUCGAACCCGUGUGACGAGCCGGUGGAGUACACGGUGGAUGUGACGGCGCUGCAGGCACACGCGAAGAGCAACUACGGCUUCCCCGUGUUUCAGUGCGCCGACCCGCAUGGAUGUGUGCCCCCGCACACGACCGCCAGCAUCGGCUUUUACUUUCGACCGCUUGAAGCACGGCACUACCAGAUCACCGUGCUGGUGCAGACGGCGCAGGGCGAGGGCUACUACGUGGAUCUUGUCGGCACCGGCUACAACACACGGGUGGCGCCAAAGACUUCCGUCGUGCAGUGGGUGGAGGACUCCCUGAUGCACGUCCCUGUCGUCCCACCCCUCAUCCCUCAUGCGAGUUCGCUUCGACUCGUGGAAGACGUGUGCACGCUGGGUGCCGUCGCGUACUACACGCUGUGCCGGCGCAUCUGCACGUUACAGCUGGCGGCGGAGGCGCAGAGUGCGGUGCGGUACGCAUGGCAGCUCGAACAGCCCCGCCACGGCGACGCCCAACUCGUCAUCCACCCUGCCGAGGGCGUCUUACAGCCGGGAGAGCAGCAGACCGUCCAGGUGUCCUUUUACGCUGGAAGUACCAGCCAGGUGCUAGAGCAUCUUGUCAGCUGCCUGGUCGCGCCGUGCACGUCGGCGGCAGCCCCACUGAGGGACGAACGCACUCUGCAGGCAAGUAGCCACCUGGAGCGUCGCCCUCGGUCCCCCCGGCAGAAGCCUAGCAGCGCUUCGCUCCGCAGCGCAGAGUCUCUCGGGCUUUUAGUGCAAGCACGCGUCAUGCCGCGCGACGACUACGAGCUGCUCUACGGAAAGGCGCGACUUGCCGCGGCGUACAUGCCCGCCCUGUACCGCUCCCACGUCGACCCCAUGUCACCCGCAGCGGUGCCGUCGGCUGCGGAGGUGUCCGUCAAGGGUGGAGUCGCCAAGGAAGAGGCCCGUUUUGUGACGGCGUUGGUGGAUGAGCUCAUCCGCACCGUUGUGGCCUCGCCGAGCGUGCAGGAAUCUUUCACGACCCUGUGCCCGCCGCGCUUUGCCUCCUACGCAAAGAUGCGUGUGCUUCACGCCACCGCUGCGGGCAGUGGUCCCUCCAAGAAGGGAGCGAAGGCGGAAAAGUCCAACGCUGCUGCCGCGUCAACUGCGGCUCCCGCAGCGAAGGGAGGGAACUUUACCGCGGCUGUUCUCACCGAAGGAGUCUUGGAAGAACUUCUUCGCAACCUACUCAGCGAAGGUGUUGCCGCCGCGUAG